AUGGCAGCUACAAUAUCUACCAUGGCUAUGCUCAAUGCCAAGUGCUUAGGCACCAUCACCAAGUGUUUAAAGCCCACCACAAAACCAAUUUCUCUUCUCUCCAUGCAGAACCUCCCGAAAGGCCUUGCCGCCUCAAUAUCAUCGGAAAACUCUGGUCUGUUGGCCAGAACCGCCCUUGCAAGUGCCAUUUUCUCAACAUUGAGCUCAUGUGAUCCUGCCCUUGCAGCACAACAGAUUGCUGAAAUAGCUGAGGGCGAUAACCGAGGACUUGCCCUUCUGAUUCCCAUCAUUCCGGCAAUAGCUUGGGUUCUCUACAACAUCCUGCAACCAGCACUUAACCAGAUCAACAAAAUGAGAAACACCAAAGGAGUUAUCGUAGGACUUGGCCUAGGUGAGUUGGCCUCAUGGAGUUUGAUGCAGCCAUCAGAUGCAUCAGCUAGUGAAAUUGCUAUGAUUGCUGAUGCUGCAAGUGACAACAGGGGACAGCUUUUGCUGUUUGUCAUUACUCCUGCCAUUCUUUGGGUGCUGUACAAUAUUUUGCAACCAGCUUUGAAUCAGAUCAACAAGAUGAGAUCACAGUGA
Fraxinus pennsylvanica is the source of this 582-nucleotide messenger RNA. NCBI's taxonomy places the organism in Eukaryota, Viridiplantae, Streptophyta, Magnoliopsida, Lamiales, Oleaceae. The record is from the annotation of a GenBank genome assembly.